AUGGACGAUGGCCAAAGCAGCAAUGCGGAAUCCGCAGCCGUCAACGGGCUAUCCAAUCGCACGCGUUCUGGCAGCGCCAGCAGUGGCCACAAACGAAGCCUCUCAGGCUCUUUACUCUCGAGACUCUCCUUCCUUCGCAUGAGCCAGGCAUCUGCGCAACCUGAGUCGGGAUCCCAUAGCAUGGAUCAGGACGGGGACAGCGAGGACCUCGCGGCCAACGUGCCGCAAGUCACCAGCGAGGCACCCACAAGCAGCAGGGCAAUGUCGGCCGCCAUACAGCAACAGCGCCGUACACGAAGGCGGAGGGGUUCGUUACGGAAAACGGCUCUGCUGGGCACACGGUUCGAGUCGCGGGAGAAGAGAGUCACGGCCAAGCUUGCAGACGCGACCCCUCGCUACCAAGGCGAGGUGUCGCCGCCUCAGAAAGAUCAUGCGUCCGUUGACAACGGCUUCUCGUCGCGGGAGAGCCUCGUCGAUGACGAUGACGGGCAGCCAAGCUGGUUCAGUUCCAGCGCCGCGCAGAAGACCCUCCGCUCCUCCGUUGCCCGACGCCGACAGGGCCUCGCGCCGCAAGAUCUUCUUGGCGGCGAGGAAACGGGGACCGACGACGAAGAGCUCGUCUCCUUUCCGCGCAUAACUACCGCGAAUAACACGUCUGCGAACACCGGCGCACCAACAACCACCGGCAAAGCCAGCCCAACCUCGGGCCUCCACAUCUCGACCCAGUCUUCCGCCUCAGACUCAUACUACCCCCUCCCUACGGACACGGCCUACCGCCCUGUGCACCGCAACAAGUCCUCACCGCUCGCCCCCCAUCCCGUCGAAAUCAAAAAUAACGCUGAUACAUGGGACUACUCGGAGACAGAGUGGUGGGGUUGGAUUAUCCUGAUCGUGACUUGGCUGGUCUUCGUUGUAGGCAUGGGCAGCUGCUUCGAGGUCUGGAGUUGGGCCUGGGAUGUCGGCGAAACGCCAUAUGCGCCGCCGGAGCUGGAAGAUGACCCUACUCUCCCCAUUGUGGGCUAUUAUCCAGCGCUAAUUAUCCUCACUGCUGUCAUGUCAUGGGUUUGGGUUGUUGUUGCCUGGGUCGGCAUGAAAUAUUUCAAGCAUGCUAAUAUCUCGGGUGACGACAGUUGA
Messenger RNA from Penicillium macrosclerotiorum, 1134 nucleotides. RefSeq names its product PIG-Y family protein. Lineage: Eukaryota; Fungi; Ascomycota; Eurotiomycetes; Eurotiales; Aspergillaceae. Bases 1 to 1134 code for a protein of 377 amino acids. The record is from RefSeq and is a predicted model, not a curated record. The transcript has a single exon.